Molecule: messenger RNA, 930 nt
Organism: Geodia barretti
Lineage: Eukaryota; Metazoa; Porifera; Demospongiae; Tetractinellida; Geodiidae
Source: the annotation of a GenBank genome assembly
GUAAACUAAACAAAAUGGCGGUCCCCGCGCAGCCACUGCCCGGCUAUUUCUACGACGAGCUGUCCAAGAUACGAGUCUUGGAGCCCGACACGGCUCAGACCACGGACGAGUUGAGGGAAGAAUGCAAGGAUUUCGUGGACAGGAUUGGGGAAUUUCAGAGCCUAGUGGGCAGUUUCAUUGGCAUGGUUGACGGCCUGGCGCAGGAGGUGGAGAAGGAAAAGAUGAAAGCUAUUGGAGCCCGGAACCUCCUCAAAUCUAUUGCGCGCGAGAGAGACUCUCAGAAGCAGCAGCUACAGGCACUGCUCAUAGAGAAGAAAAUGGAGCUGGAGAGAUUGCGUGUCCAGUAUGAAUCAUUGAAGCAAGUCGAGCAAGACCAGCAGGAAAUCACGGAAGACUUUGGCCUCAAAUGACAAUACACCCACAUAUUAUACACGUGCACUGCCUCAAAAUUUUCAUGAAAAAAUCUAACAGACAUACAGAUACACUGACUGAAUCAGGGAAAGAGCCUGAUGUUAUGGUACGUAGUGAUGGUCUGGCAACACACACAGAGUGUCGGUAGAGAGAAAGAGAGCGAGGGGGAGGGGGGCUGUCACUAUCUCAGUUCAUCUUCAGAGAGGACUCCGUCAGGGGUCCCAGGGGGUCGCGGAGGCGGGACACGAGGGAGAGAGGGGAGGGGGUCUGUGUAGCCGAGAGGGGACCCAUCCGAUCGUUUCUCAUACAACAUUAUGUUGAGAGUUUCGUCCAGGAUCUUUUCGCCUCAGGGAACUCUAUCUUGGUGUGUUUACGGUCCGUGGCGUAGACGAUAGACUCACAACAAACUUCAGCAAUCUUUUUAGCGUGGCCGUAGAAAGCCCAGCAGCAGAUCUCUCCCCUCCCGACGAUGUCUUUGAUGAACUUGAUCCUCUGGCCAAACCGCACCGACAGCUUGUC